Molecule: messenger RNA, 3670 nt
Organism: Mercenaria mercenaria
Lineage: Eukaryota; Metazoa; Mollusca; Bivalvia; Venerida; Veneridae
Exons: 6
Coding region: 564-3209 (881 amino acids)
Biological process (GO): signal transduction
Molecular function (GO): protein binding
Source: RefSeq, a predicted model, not a curated record
GUAAGCACUUUUACUUUUUCAGCAAUGUCCCUCAGGUGAACUUUGACACUGUUUACAAAGAGAAACCAGUUUUGUGUCAUCCUGAAAUGCGUUGUUCGGCUGAAACUUAUAGUUCCCGGAAAAGUUCUAAAAUGGUUUAUUUUGGGGAUUUUUGUUUUAUUUAUGUAUUCAACACAAUGUGCAAUAUUUCCAGUUUUUGAAAAUGAUUGAAAUUGAACUUUAUUUUAGAAAAAGUUCCGAUCUUUCAAUAAUAUUUUGCCAGCGGAUGCUUACAAAUUUUAAGUGAAACGCCUUUCUUGUCCAAAGGUGGUGUGUAAAGCGAAAAACUAUCAUUACACAUUGCGUUUAUUCAUUCAAUGUAAAUGAUCUGUAACAGAUUAAGGAGAUCGGGCAGUGCUAAACUAUACUAAAUGGAUAUCUCUAACUAUGAAUAAGGAGGCAUAUAUAUUUCAGUAAGGAAAUCUGAGAUGAAAUGCCAAUGCAGGCGUUUUACAAAGAGAUAAGAUCAGAUUUUACACAGAGACAAAAUCGGACAAUCAGAUUUUCUGAGGGAUAAGAUCAAAAUGGGUGGGGUAACUUCUAAAGAUGAAUCAGCGGAGGAACCUACAUUGAUCUUUCCGCUUGAUUAUUCGCAGCCUGAUUUGGACGAAUACAGGAGAAAGGCCGGAAGUUAUGAACAGCAGCCUGAUUUGGACGAAAACAGAACAAUGCCAAGAAAUUUUGGACAGGUAUUCAGCGAAAGGUAUUUAGUUCCUUCUGACAUAGAAAACGACCCAUAUGCAUUAGAUGUGUAUAUGAAAGCUUUAAAAGAUGGCGAAGAAGAAGACCGAUCCAUUCGAGUAAACGUUGUUGGUAACUUUGCACAAGGAAAAACUUCUCUCGUUAGACGAUUGGUCGGAGAAUCUGCUGAAGGUGUAGAGAGUACGAACGGCAUAGAUAUUGAUCGGUAUAGAUGUCAGAAGAAGACAGAUGGCACAUUCUCCUACGUGAAGAAAGAAACUGUAGACACCUCAGAUAUAGGCAAGCGCUUAGCUGCUGUUGCUUGUGCUGAUGCAGAACAUGGCGGUAAUUCUGAAAUUGGCAACGGCGCAGACGCUCAAGGUGCAAAAGAAUCAAUCUCAGCUGAAUUUCAAAUCGGCUCAAACCCGACAGAAGGGAUGCAAACAGAUUGGCAAGAAGCUCAAGCCAUCCCGUUACAAGACAGUAUUACACAACCGGUUGAUUUUAUCAGUAAAACUGAAAGUCGAAUUCCCAAACACUUAAUGGAAGAAGACUUCAAAAUAUUUACAGAACAGUUAAGAAACAGAACCAAUUCAAACAGAGAAACCUGUAAUCAUGUGUCUUUUGAUAUCUGGGACUUUGGUGGCCAGUAUACAUUUUAUGCAACACAUACAAUAUUUCAUAGUAGGAAAGCAAUUUAUAUUUUGGUAUUCAAUCUUUCUUUAGACUUAAAAAAGCAAUUGGGAGACGACGUCAGUAAUGAGGACGAAUCAUGUUUGUCAUCGAAAGAGAGGAAUCCGGAAUAUUACAUCCGUUUCUGGAUGAACUCAAUUCAUUCCUUUGUAGGAAAUGGCUCAGGAACUGAACCACGAGUAAUUCUUGUUGGAACACAUAAAGACAAGCUCAAGGGCGAUAAAAGAACUCAGCAAAUAUUGGCAGACAGAUAUUUCAGAAAUAUUCGGGAUUUCUUCGAAGGAACACACAUGAUUAACCACAUACAACCAGAAGAUUACGCAGUAGAUAAUACUGAUGAGACUGAUGCAUCUAUAAAAGAACUCAGAGAAAAGAUCAUCGAAAUAGGUGAAGAAAAUGCAAAAAUGGUUACGAUUCCUGCAAAAUGGAUACAACUGGAAAAACAGAUAAUUCUAAAUAGACACAGAAAAAUAGUUUCAUUGAAAACGGUGAUGGAAAUGGACGCUGAGAGCGAUUUUCCGAUAGCGAACUCUGAGCAAAUUAAAGUAUUUCUGAAAUACCAUCAUAACAAAGGUACACUGUGUUACUUCGAUGAAGAACCAAUAUCUAGUGACGUAGUAUUAGACCCUCAAUACUUAAUCGAUGCAUUUAAAUGCAUUAUUACAGCUGAGAAAUUUUGUGAGAAGGACAAUGAAAUAAGACCAUUUUGGCAAAAACUUAUCACAGAAGCAAAGCUGGAGCACGCUCUUAUCGACAAUAUUUGGGGAAAGGAUGAAGACAAAGAGUUCAUGAAACAUAAAGAAACACUUCUUGGUUUUCUUAAGAAACAUCAUAUCAUAUCGGAAGUAAGGUACGAUAGUACAGACCAAUUACUCAGUGGGCGUAACUGGUUUAUUGUGCCGAGUUUUCUUCCAGAUCAAAGUUCAGAGUCUGAAACAGUUGAAUUCCUCACAGGGAAACAGCAAACACAAAUGCGUUACAUUUUGUCGUUUGAUAGCACUGCCAUUGUUCCAACGGUUUACCAUCGUUUGAUGGCAGCCGCAUUAGGGAAAUGGCCAGUCGUUCGAUUCCGAACCAUUCACUUGAUGUACAAAGACCUAACAGUUUUUCGUCUGGAUACAUAUAACGCCGGCUUGUUGGAACUGACAAAUGAAACCAUUGAACUUUCAGCGGCUAGUUUGUGCACAUCAGUACCAGUGAAUGCUGAAGUAACCGACGGAUUCCGCCGCUUCGUUGUGUCAACAGUUGAACACGAGUUUAGUAAAUUACGAGAUGCUUUUGAAGAGUCCAAGAAGCCGUAUUUAUCAAAACUUAGAUGUAACCACCCCAGUCACGGAUUUUCUGGAAGUGUGAACCUCAUGGAAAUAUCGCAAAUGGAAAACAGGAAGCUUUUGCCAUGUCCUGAUUUAAUGUCACACGAAAUCUUCACUGAAAUGGCUAUGUCAGAGUGGUUCGAAGAUACGGAAUGUCUGAAGCUCACGCCAAAGUAUGAACUGUCUGACAAACAUCUGAGUAAAAUGUCUCGGGCUAUUGGAGAUAAUUGGAAACUACUUGGACUAGAACUUGGUCUGACGGAAGUUGAUAUUCAGCAUAUUGUUGAUGAUAAUCCACAGUUUGUAAUUAUGAGAAUUUACAAAAUGCUAAAAGAGUGGAGUCAAAAAGAGUUAGAGAAGGGUUCUACUGCUACCAUAGAUGUUUUAUUGGAGGCCAUGAAAAGUUGCCGAGAAGUGUCUAUCGAUUGGGAUAUCAUUCGCAACGUGAUAGACGAACUAGAAAAUUCAUCAAAAGUGUCAUAAAUUUCAAGAGAAUGUUGAAGUAAUGCUGCCAUCGCCUUAAGCUUUAUCAAUUUAGGAAAUUUCAAAACACCGGAUAAUAUUUCUUUCUUAGACAAAAAUUAUCUUCUAUACAGGUACCGGAUAAAAGGAUUGACGUAAAAUAUGUCAAACAUGAAAAACAAAGCUUACAUCGUUCUCGGCGGAUGGCAGGAAAUUAAAACAUUGAGUUUAAAAGAAAGACAGGACAAAAAUAAUUGUAGAUAUCCUGUACCAAGUUUACUAUCACAAUUUGAAACGAUGGGACUGAGAUAAGUAAAGAAUUCUCGUUUAUGGUAAAGCAAAUAAAAUCUAUAGGUAGAUUCUUUAGAAGCAUAGAAUGCAACCAAGCAAAAUAAAAUAGCAAACUACAUUCGACUGAGUAUGUUCAUGAGAGGAAAUGGAUUUUGCAACACCCUUCGCGUCUCUAAUCACCGUCAUAAAAA